AUGGAUCCAGGAAUGUCAUACUUAAACCUUCCCGAUGGCUACCAUGCCCCUCAUGAACUCAAGGUCACUGUAUUCAAGGUAGUGUAUGCCUCAUCAGUACCUUACUAUAUCUGUUUAUGGUUGAUCAAGUUCUCACUUAUCAGCUUGUACUAUAGACUAAUUCCCACAGGAACCAAGACCAGAAAACUGCUGCAUUUCACUGCUGGUCUGACUUUGGUAGCCAGUUUGGUCAUUCUGUUCUUGAACCUGUUCUUGUGUGUGCCCAUCUCGUUGAACUGGGCUCUUGAUAACACCACCAAAACUUGUUAUUCGUCUACUGCUGAGACGCCGUUCAUUACAUCGGUCAUUUUGAACUUGAUUGUGGAUAUCCUCAUCUUUUCACUACCAUUUUCGGUCAUUCGUAAACUCAAGAGUGUGGGUAAGAAGCAAAAGAUUGGUCUCAUUGCCACUUUCUCAGUUGGUAUUGUAACCAUUGCAAUUAUUGUUGUUCGUGCCCUGAUUGUGGCUUUGAGUGGUUCGAUCUCGGUAGCCGCUAUUUUAACUGCCAUUGAGUGUUUUACCUCGAUGUGUGUUGCUUGCAUGCCUGUCAUGAGACCCUUGUUCAAGGUCAGACUGUUCAAGAUCCGCCGUCCUCGUCUCCGCAGUUUCGGAAGCUCUGGCGGCAAGCUUUCUGACAGCCGUUAUGUCGACACUGGCGACAUGGAGAGCACUAUCUCAUUUAAUGAAGAGCCAAACAACGUUCCUUUGCAGCGUUUGGAGAAGACUAAUGUAGUCGACUACCGAAGCCCAAUGCCAUCUCAGUCCAUGAACACCAUGACCACCAUUGUGACGACGCCAGUCAACCACCAGGUCAACAACAUGCGCCAGUCCAACCACGGAUCGCUGGAUGAUGACCUCGACCACUCGCCCACAAGUUCCCCUGUACUGUUACAACAAGUACGUCUCCAACAAGAACAAGAGCGUCUACACCCCAUCUCAACCAACCAACAAAACCAGAUGCCCUACCACAUGGGCCCACCACCCGUGAACGCCUUCCCCGGCCCUCCUGUCCCGGCCUACGUGUCCAACUCACCCCUCCCUAUCCCACCACCUCCCAACUCGCGCAACCAGGAGGAAUACAUCAUGCCCAGCUACAUCCUAAACGAGCCACUACCGAACCCUGUUAUCUAG
Molecule: messenger RNA, 1170 nt
Organism: Sugiyamaella lignohabitans
Lineage: Eukaryota; Fungi; Ascomycota; Dipodascomycetes; Dipodascales; Trichomonascaceae
Exons: 1
Coding region: 1-1170 (389 amino acids)
Source: RefSeq, a predicted model, not a curated record